Molecule: messenger RNA, 1863 nt
Organism: Pelobates cultripes (western spadefoot toad)
Lineage: Eukaryota; Metazoa; Chordata; Amphibia; Anura; Pelobatidae
Source: the annotation of a GenBank genome assembly
GGGAGGAUGGAUGUGGGGAGUGGCUGAGAGGGAAGGGCAGAGAGAAGCCAUGUCCCCCUCCUCACUCCAUCUCCACACAGGAGCCAAUGCACAGCCUCCCCAGCCCAGAGAGCUGUGCCAGCAUUGAGAAGCUCUAUGCCCUGGGUGCCAGCAUUGAGGUGCUCUGUGCCCUGGGUGCCAUCAUUGAGGAGCUCUUUGCCCUGGGUGCCAGCAUUGAGGAGCUCUCUGUCCUGGGUGCCAGCAUUGAGGUGUCCAGAGAGCUGUGCCAGCAUUGAGGAGCUCUCUUCCCUGGAUGCCAGCAUUGAGGAGCUCUCUGCCCUGGGUGCCAGCAUUGAGGUGUCUAGAGAGCUGUGCCAGCAUUGAGGAGCUCUUUGCCCUGGGUGCCAGCAUUGAGGUGUCCAAAGAGCUGUGCCAGCAUUGAGGAGCUCUGUGCCCUGGGUGCCCAUUAUUGAGGAGCUCUGUCUCUGUGCCCUGGAUGCCCAGCAUGCUGCCCUGGAGGAGAAGCAAGGUUGUGCUGGUGAAGAAGGAGAGAAAGGGAAAGAUUCUGAGUUACUCCUCAGCCCUGACCUGGUUCCUGGGCUCCUGCCCUGACCUCCUACACCAGAUCCCCCUGGAGCGCCUGGGAAGGGUGUUCAGCAGCAGGAGGCAGAAGGUGGAGCUGAACAGGGAGGAUCCCUGCUACACAGUGUGGUACCUGGGCAAUGCUGUGACCCUCCAUGCCAAGGGGGAGGGCUGCAUGCUGGACUCAGUGCAGAAGAUCUGGCAGAAGAGUGAGUUUGGGGGGUGCAGCUCCAAGAUGAAGCUUUCUCUGGGCACUUAUGGGAUCAGGAUGAGCCCUUGUGGAAGGGGCUCCAGGAAGCCGGUGCAUGCCUACCUACUGCACAGGAUUACUUACUGUGGGGUGGACUCUGGCCACCCCAAGAUCUUCUCCUGGAUCUACAGGCACCAGGUGAAGAACAAGGCUGUGGUUCUGAGAUGCCAUGCUGUGCUGCUCUCCAAGGCUGACAAUGCCAGGGCCAUGGCACUACUCCUGUGCCAGACCUCCAUGGCAGCCUUCAAUGAAUUCAAAAGGCUAAAGAGACAAAGUGACUUCAGAAGGGGGCAGCAGGAGCUCCUGGGGCAAUGUGUGGUACCCCUGGUUCCCCUGAGGAAGCUGCUGAAUGGGGUGUGCUCCUAUAACCCCCCAGCAGACAGACACAGGAGCCCAUCCAGGCUCAGCUCCAUCUUAGAGGAAGAGGAGGAUAAGGAGGAAGGUCUGGACAGCCCCAGGGGGUAUUCCAUGGACACCUGCUAUGUCCAGCAGGAGAGAGAUAAGAUCCUAGAACUAGCUAAUGAGCUCAGGAGGCUAAGUAUUCAGAGGGCUUUGUGCAAAAAACACAGCUGCACCUGCAAGACCCUCACCCAGCUGUCAGAGUGGAAGCCCCCCAUUCACAAUCCAGUCUGGAAGCCCCCCAUUCACAAUCCAGUCUGGAAGACCCCCACUUACAAUUCAGACUGGAAGACCCCCAUUCACAAUUCAGACUGGAAGCAUCCAGUGAGGACGAUUUGCUGACUUCCAUUACCGAGUGCCCUGCUUCCAUUCUGAGUGCCGUCAGUGUAAGGGUUAUUUCUGGGAGAUCAUGCAGAAUGGAGAUUGUCAGCUCUUCUGUACAAGGAAGGAUAUGGGGUCCUGAGGAACAGAGACAUUGUUCUGUUCUGGACUUAGGACCAUUUGAACCAUUCCCAAUCAGGUCCCAAUCAGCUGGAGCUCAGCUCAGACAGAGAAUGUAAGGAAGCCAUGUGAUUUCCUGAGCUGGGACUUUAUCACAACAGAGACUAAUUAUUAUUAUUAUUAUUAUUAUUAUUGUUACUGGAUUAUAGUUA